Messenger RNA from Tilletiaria anomala UBC 951, 683 nucleotides. RefSeq lists its product as uncharacterized. The coding region runs from base 261 to 668 and encodes 135 amino acids. The transcript has a single exon. Lineage: Eukaryota; Fungi; Basidiomycota; Exobasidiomycetes; Georgefischeriales; Tilletiariaceae. The record is from RefSeq and is a predicted model, not a curated record.
GGAGGAUGACGCUGGGGUCAUUGCUUCUGGCACAUCAGAGAGCAUUGAGUCAUCUUCGCUCUCCAGGAUCUGGAACGAGAAAGGGUAGGUCAAAACCGUACGUGUCUAUUGGGAUUAAGCACCAGCUACAUAUUUGCAAACUCACGAUAACGUGUUGCCCACCAUCCUUAAAUCUGCGCUUGUGGUCCAGGUCUUUGGAAAUGUCAUGGAUAUCUUUGCUUAGAAAACCCAGUCCAUCAUUCUCGUCUUCUUCUUUCAUAAUGCUGCCGCUCUCAGCCGACGUGGCCGGUGUGACGCUUCCGCUGAGACUGCAGGUGCUUGUGGCAGCCCUGCUGACCGAAGCGCUGCUCCGCGUACUCCUCGGUGCGUUGCUAUGCAGGGUGGUCGUGGCGCUGGAGGCUUUGGGUGGAGAAGGUGUCUCAUUGACUUGGCGCGAAGCGCGCAUGGAAAGACGUGAGGAGCGACGGCCCAGCAUGUUGAUGAUGGGGUUUUGGGAUCGCGGGGAACAGGGGCGGUCGCACGGUGGCCCGCAGGUGUCACAACUCGUCGCGGCCAAGGAAGACAAGGCUCGAGAAUCUCCGUACGGCUUGGCGGGGGAUUACACUGUUGAUCAACUACGAGCGUCUACGCGUGAACCCAGCCCUCCCAUGCCGAUGGGUCUCAUAUAGGAGACCAGAUACGAG